Molecule: messenger RNA, 1995 nt
Organism: Emericellopsis cladophorae
Lineage: Eukaryota; Fungi; Ascomycota; Sordariomycetes; Hypocreales; Bionectriaceae
Product: Arabinose-proton symporter-like protein
Exons: 2
Coding region: 1-1995 (664 amino acids)
Biological process (GO): transmembrane transport
Cellular component (GO): membrane
Molecular function (GO): myo-inositol:proton symporter activity
Source: RefSeq, a predicted model, not a curated record
AUGGCCAACCCCAACGCGGACGCCGAGCACACCGACUCGAGCAGUACCCAUUAUGGCACCGCCAACGGCGAGAAGCCUCGCAAGGGCUCCAUCCUAGACAACCGCAAGGUCUCGACAGCUGCCUUGCUGCGCAACCCCCUGGCCGGCCUGACAACCGAGGAGAUCCUCGCCGACGUCGACGUGUUCUACGAGAAGCUUUACAACGACAAGGACGCCGUCCGCUCGCGCGAGGGCAAAAAGGCCAUGCUCAACUUCAAGAAGCAGAAGCCCUUUGACUUUGAGCAGUGCCACGAGGAUUUCCGUCGCGGUGCCCUGCUCGCCCAGGUCAACCACACGCCCGGUGCCUAUGAAAAUAUCGAUGUCAUCCGCGAGGAGGAAAAGGCUGUCCUUCGUCGUGAAGAAACACACAAAUGGGACCAGCCCUUUGCCCUUUACUUCCUCUGCACGCUCUGCGCCGGAUCGGCCAUUGUCCAGGGUAUGGACCAGACUGCUGUUAACGGCGCUCAAACUUUUUACUAUGAGGAGUUCCAGAUUGAGGAUAGCCCCAGUUUACAAGGUCUCCUCAACGGUGCCCCCUACCUCUGCUCCGCCCUCCUUGGGUGCUGGUCAAACCCCAUCCUCAACAAGAUUGGCGGACGUCGCUUCACCAUCUUCUUCUCCUGCUUCAUCUCUGUGGUCACCGGUUUCUGGAUGGCCGUCGCCGACUCAUUCGUUAACCUGCUCAUUGCACGCUUCGCCCUCGGUUUCGCAGUCGGUGCCAAGUCGUCAACGACGCCCGUCUACUCGGCCGAGUGCACCCCCAAGAACAUCCGUGGUGCUCUCACCAUGAUGUGGCAGAUGUGGACCGCGUUUGGUAUCUGUCUAGGUUUCGUUGCCUCGGUGGUCUUCUCCGAUGUGACAGUCUUUGGCAGGCUUUCUCCCUGGCGCUGGAUGUUGGCUUCUACUGCUGUCCCACCCAUGUUUGUUAUGGCGCAGGUGUACUUCUGCCCCGAGUCCCCUCGCUGGUACAUGGAGAGGGGCCGCUUCCUCAAGGCCUAUGAGUCCAUGGUGCGCCUUCGUCGAAUCCCGAUCCAGGCCACCCGCGACAUGUACUACGCCUACAAGCUGCUCGAGGUCGAGCAGGCUAACAAGGAGGGCCACAAGUGGACCGAAUUCUUCACUGUUCGUCGCAACCGUCGUGCCGCCCAGUCGGCUUGGUUUACCAUGUUUAUGCAGCAAUUUUGCGGCGUCAACGUUAUUGCGUAUUACUCCACCAUCAUGUUCAUGGAGGCUGGCUUCCCUCGUGACCAAGCCCUUCUUGCGUCCAUGGGCGGUGGCUUGAUCAACUUUUUCUUUGCCAUCCCUGCGAUCUACACCAUCGACACUUUUGGACGAAGAAACCUCCUCCUCGUCAGCUUCCCCCUCAUGUCCAUCUUCCUCUGGUUUACCGGUGGUUCCUUUAUGAUCGACGGCAUCGGCAAUACAGAUUCUACCACCAAGCUGGCCUGUGUGACCACUGGAAUGUACCUCUUCAUGAUGGCAUACUCGCCUGGUGAGGGCCCUGUGCCGUUCACCUACUCUGCAGAGGCCUUCCCGCUGCACUUCCGCGAUAUUGGCAUGUCCGCCUCGACGGCCAUUACAUGGGGCUUCAACUUCAUCAUCUCCUUCUCCUGGCCCAACAUCUCGAAGGCUUUUGGUGACCACGGUGGUUUCUUCUUCUACGCCACCUGGAAUAUGAUUGGUUUUGUCUUCACGUACUUUAUGCUCCCCGAGACCAAGGGUCUCACAUUGGAAGAGCUCGACAACGUCUUUAGCGUUCGCAACCGCGAGCACGCUGGCUACUACACCAAGAAACUGCCCUGGUACAUCAAGAAGAAUCUCCUGCGUCAGGAUGUUGAGCCCUUCCCUCCCCUGUACUCAUUCGCCAGCGACGCACCUAGCGGUAAGGAGCAGCCCACCGCCCAGCACAGCGAGGGUCUCUUCAACCCGGACGAAGAGAAGCGCGUUGGCACGUAA